GGUCGUAACUUCCCGGGCGAAACAAUCUAUAUUCCAGCUUGCCGAGGCCAAGCAGUUGUCCCGCCUGCACCAUCCCCGCGGUAUUGUCCUCGCAGCACGUCUAUAUCUAGCCUGCCAUGCCCUGCUUCCUGGGGCUCGCGGUGAGCAUCCACACGCCCAACGGGCCGCUCCCCGAGCACUCGAUACAGAAACAAUCCAAAUUUCACCGCAUCACGUCGUACAUCCCUGUGCCGCCUGCAAAGGUGCCGCCUGGCGCUACCAAACCCGAACAGUCGACAUUCGCAAUCUCAAUUACACUGCUCACCCCAGGUCUGCACGUCCCCUACUCGACGCCCAAAGCGACCCCCGAAGACGCCAACCCCAAAGCGAAAGUCGUCGGCGGCCUCCCUGGCUACACCAGCGAGCGGGGCAAGUACGGCCCAGCCAUCGCUCCCUACAAGCCCCUCACCACCUCGCCGAACGAGACGAUUGCUGCGUACAUAUACUUUGACGGCCGGGCAAAGGAGGAGGUGGCCACGCUGCUGAGGCGCGGCGAAGAGACAUGGGUGAACUCGCGUUGGGUCAGCGUGCCAGAGUCGGAAGGGGGUGGUCUUGCGGAGCGCGAGUUCCUGUUCCGUGAGGUGGGUCUUGAGCGGUGGCUCAACGGCCUAGAUCUCGAAGGUGACAAGGAUGUGGCAGCUAAGAUCGAGCGGAGAAAGCAGCGUCUGGAGAAGAAGAGGAGGAAGCGGAUAGAAGCCCGCAACAGCAGCGACGAGGAGGAUGGAAAGAUGCCGCAGAACGGCGUUCUUCGCUAUGGGGACAGCAAGGACGCGCCUGUGGAAUCGCUGUCAGGCAACGACGAGUUUUUCACGUCUGAUUCUGACUCUGACGACGAGCCUCCAGUGCCAGAGGCUGCGGGACAGAUCAAGGUCGCUUUGUUCCGCGUGCUGGCGUCUGGCGAGAUCAAGCGCGGCGAGUACUCCCCUCAGUUCGACGCGCACGACGACGACGAGCAGCACACGGGCGACGGCGACGACGUGGACCACACCACGAGUUUUGCGAAGCCCAAGACGCUGGAUCCCAAAUCCAUCAGCACUCAGACAGUGACUGGAAUCGACCCUCCUGAUAAGCCAUACGCCGUCUUCACUUUCCUGUACCGCGGAGAACGACAACUGCGUAAAAUGGGCAUCUUGGAAACCGACAAGACUCCUACCAUCGUCUCGCCUUCGUCUCGGCGGAAAUCAGGGGCCCUCGACUUUGGCAGCCUCAAGCCCUUGAAUGCCUCGUCAGGGACCAAGAACUUUGGCGGCUACCGAGAUAAUUCGCAAACAUCGCCCAAAUUGAAGAAGAAGGUUGAGGAAACCAUGGACAGCGACGCAGACGACGAGGACGACAUCAAGGUCGAGGAUAUGGAAGAGGAAAAAAUCGGCGACAACGGGAUGCUUUCGCCCGAGGACGCUCUCAAGCAAGGUGAACUCGCAGAGGGCGUGCGGAAGAUCAAGCUAAAACGUCAACACUCGGCCGAACCCCUAAACCGCUCCCUAGGCUCACCCAUGGGCGACUCGUCCGCGUCUCCCCACUCCGGCACGCCCGCCCCCGGCAUCUCCGUAGCCGAAGCCUCGUCGUCUGCCACGGCAACGCCCGCCCCAGACGAGAGCAGCAUCGCAUCGCCGUACAAGAAGCAGCGCGCAUCCCUACCUGGGUUCGACGACCAGGUGCGCAAGAGCCUGGGCCAGGUGCUGAUGGACGCGCAGAAGGAGCGGGGGAACUCGGACGGCCACAUAGGGACGUCGAGUCUCGAGACCAAGAUGGAAGAAGACGAGGAAUUGUGACUAUGGGAAAUGCGGUUCCAAAGUGCUUUCGGAUGAGGACCAUGGCAUGUUACUACGGGCAGGAAGGAGAGUAUGCAUCGUGUCACUACGUCUCGUAAUGCUCUCUCUCUCUCGCCUUUUUACCAGGCGCAA
This is a messenger RNA of Dothidotthia symphoricarpi CBS 119687, 1943 nucleotides long. RefSeq lists its product as uncharacterized. The transcript has 3 exons. The coding region runs from base 117 to 1811 and encodes 564 amino acids. Lineage: Eukaryota; Fungi; Ascomycota; Dothideomycetes; Pleosporales; Dothidotthiaceae. The record is from RefSeq and is a predicted model, not a curated record.